AACAUGUCGACUACGCUUCAUCUCAUUGGUGGAAGAGGAGGCCGUCAAUUUUCUUUCGAUGGCUUUAACAAUGGUGCCACCCUCAAGAAGAUUGGAGUGGAAGUGGGCGGCUGGCAGAUCCACGCCGUGCGGGCCGAACUGACCGACGGGCGCGUGGCGACUUUCGGGAAUGGAAACACUUUCAAUGAGUUUACCUUCAACCCUGGCGAGCGCAUCACCAAGCUGUCCCUGUGGGGCAACGGAGCCGGGUCACGCCUAGGAGGCAUCAGACUAUGGACCAGUUCUGGCCGCGAAUUCUUCGCGCACAUGAAUGGCUGGCCCCUGAAGACCGAGUACUCUAUUGACGUAGGGUCUGGAGUCUGCCUGGGCUUGGAAGGGAAACACGGCGCUGACAUCGACUGUAUGGGAUUCCUCUUCAUCACUGCCAUCAAGUCGUCUGUGCUGACCAACUUAGACUAUCCCAGCCUGGCCAUGUACACACCCCAGGUGAAAAAAGAAUACAUCAAAUCGGUGGCAUAUCACAACAACACUAGUGAGGCUCAAGAGCAGAAAUGUACGUACAGCAGAUCUGUGACCAAGAAUACCACCUGGAGCACCACCAACAAGAUUGAGUCCACCGUCAGCGUGACCGUUUCAGCAGGGAUCCCAGAGCUGGUGGAGGUGUCUAGUGGGUUUAGCUUGACCGUGGGAGCGGAGCACUCCAACUCAAUGAGCCAUGAGGAGACCAUAACAGAAUCAGAUGAGGUUAGUGUGAAAGUCCCGGCAGGAAAGACUGUGAGCGUUGAGUUGUCGGUGGGACGAGCAGUCAUCGACCUGGAGUACUCGGCCUCAGUCUGCAUCACAUGCAUGAAUGGCAGCAAGAUGGUCUUCCCAUCCACUGGCAACUACACUGGUGUGGCUUACACAGCAGUGGAUGUAAGAACCACUGAGUCUGAUAAAGUUAUGAAUGCUGAAUGA
Messenger RNA from Nerophis lumbriciformis (worm pipefish), 957 nucleotides. Its product is annotated as aerolysin-like protein. Lineage: Eukaryota; Metazoa; Chordata; Actinopteri; Syngnathiformes; Syngnathidae. The record is from RefSeq and is a predicted model, not a curated record.